AACAUAAAAGUGUAUACAUAUAACAUUAUGUGAAUCAUAUUUAUGGAUAUAACUACUAAUCACAAUAAAUAUUAUUAUUGAACAAUGCGAAAACUUUAUUGUACUCGCUGAUAUCCCUAAAGUUUCUAUAAUCCUACCAAAUCAAAAAGUACACGUUUGUUAUGACUUUAAGCUUUCGAAUGACCGUUCAAAUUAAGGAGCAUUAUCGUGAAAAAUUUACAAUUUGGGAAUCUAAAUAUUUGACAAAAUACAUCACAAAGUUCAUUAAAAACAUGAAAUGUUACACUUUAUAUUCAAAACAAUAGAUAUUAAUCAGUACAAAUAGCAAAUGUAAGCACAAAACAAACUUACCGAUGAAAGGUGAUAUUAUCAAUUUUUCGUUGACUGAUGCUGUUGCAUCCUAAAAUGCUACAACUUACCAUCUUUUUCACCUUACCUAAUAAAUAAGAUCCACAAAAAACACUAAAUUCAAUUAGCUGUUUGCUUAUAAUAUCAAUAUUAUUCAAAAGAGCUUGACAUCGUUAAUGUCAAAUAAAGGAGGGAAAACAAUCAAAAACGCAUACCUAGAAAAAGACAUGAAAUAUAGAUUUGCUUCUCCCUUACUCUUAUGUCUAACUAUAUACGUGCAUUUCUUUCACACGCUGAUGACGUCACUGAAUGUUUAGUCUAUAAGAUACUAUGUCUAUGUAUUGUUUUGUAGACAAGUAUGCAAUUAUUUUUUAUCUCCCUAGUUAACACAGAAAAAUAAUCAAAAAUAGAUAUUAAAAUGCUCAAUUUAAUCGAGAAUCGAUUAUUAUAUUAUAGAUAUUAUGUAAUAAACAAUGUUGAAUAAAAAUCAUUCUAUUCUAUAAAAAUAUCACAAUAUCGAAAAAGCAGCAAUUUAUUACAAAUUUCCAAACAUUGCAUGUGGGUAAUUUUUUUCCAGAAUAAGCAUUUUGUAGGUUGGCUAACUAAGGACUCUCUUUUUACUCUUUGACUUUAUGAUUAGUUAGGUACAAAUGUUAUUGACUCUGCAUCGUUAUUUGCUAUGAUUAUGUAAUGUUUUCAGGAUGGGAUGUCACAACUGAACAUAAUUAUUGUAAAGUGCAAGAUGACGAUGAUUUCACAGAAGCUGUGGUAGUGAUUAGAAAGCCUGGAAGUGAUGUUACGAUUGAACACAAUUACUGCAAAGAGCAAAAUGAUUGUUCCAAAUCAUCGGUAGAGAUUGGAUCAUCAGAUGUUGGAAAUUCUCAUGAACAGCCUUCAUGUUCAAAUUUUUCAACUGUUGCAACAGUUGUAGAAAAUAAAGAUACAUUCCUGGAGCAACCUCCAAGUGCAAGUACCAAAGGCAUGGAGAUAGAUGUUCUCGAAGAACUCGUAGGAAUUGAUUCUAAUGUUAAUGUGGUGAAUCAAAUGUUGCCAAAAGGUAGCACAUGUACAAAAAAGCAAAAAGGUUCGGUGAAGAAAAUAGUAUCAAGGAAAAGAAAAUUGGUUAAAAUUUUGACUAAUAUUGCAACUGAAACUUUAAGUGACUCAGUAUCACAAAGACUUGAUCAAGCCCAAUCCCUAUCAAGAAAUAAAGACCUUUUGGAAAACUUUUAUUUGUUAAACAAACAAGCGCAGACUUUCUUGUUUAUGCAAUUAAAACAAAUUCAUAAAAGCAAAAUGGCCAGAAGGUUUACCUUAGAUGAAAAAUUAAUGGCGUUGCUCAUAAUGAAACAAAGCCCCAAAAGUUAUAAACUAUUAGAAAAAAUGUUUGCCUUGCCUAGUAAACGGACAUUAAAUAGACUUUCUGAGAAGGUUUCAAUACAACCAGGACUCAAUCCAUUAAUAUUUGAACAUAUAUCAAAUACAACCAAAAAAUGGGACACUAAACAAAAGCUAUGUACAAUCGUUUUUGACGAAGUCUCUCUAACACCACAUUUAACUUUUAAUGAAAAAGAUGAUAUAAUUAAUGGGUUUGUAGAUAUAGCUGGAGAGAGAAAACUGAAAUAUUGUGAUCAUGCUUUAGUUUUUAUGCUAAGAGGAAUAUGCUCUCCAUGGAGACAGAGUGUAGCAUUUUAUUUCUGUGAAGGCACAGUAUCAGCAGCAGAGCUGCAAUGCAUUUUAAAACAGAUUGUGCCCCAAGUGAUACGAACUGGGUUAAUACCUUUAGGUCUUGUUUGUGACCAAGGGUCCACAUUUCGAACAGCAAUAAGAAGACUUAGGGAAGAUACAAUUCGUAGGCGGAAUAUUCAAGGUGUUCAUGAUGGUGUGUACCAUUAUUAAUUACUUAAAAACUAGUUCUACUUCAUGACAAAUAUUAUAUAUUUUAAUUAUUUUACAGAUGGAUCGGUUAAUAUUGCUGAUCACGAUUUAAGCAUAUUUUUUGACCCACCUCAUCUCUUAAAGGGUUUAAGGAAUAAUUUUUUAAAUAAAGAUAUAAUUUGGGAAGAAAAAACUGCCUCUUGGAAAGAUAUUGAGUUCAUUUUUGAUUUGGAUAGCAAAUUGGGGCACACAAGGGCACUACCAAAGUUAACGGCUCAUCAUGUUGAUCGCCAAAAGAUCAAAAAAAUGAAGGUCAGCGUAGCUGCUCAAGUAUUUAGUGCUCGAACUGCUGCUAUGCUCAAAUAUACAAAUGCACUCAAUUAUUUUCAUACUGCAAACUCUGACGCAACAAUGGCCACAACAGCAGAAGUUGUUGAAUUCUUCGACACACUGUUUGACAGCGUCAAUGGCUACCCGGGUGGUGUGCAAAGAGGAAAGUUAAGACGAGCGGUUAAACAAAAUUCACAACAUCACACUUUUUGGAUUGAGGCCAUUAAUAAAAUUAAAAAAAUGGUUUUUGUAGACACCAGUAGCAAACAUGCUACAAAAGCAGGAAAACCUCGACUUGUGCGAGUGCCAUCCCAACAAGGAUGGAUUACAACUCUUGAAAGUUUUAUAAGGGUCUCCAAAUUGUUAUUUGAACAGUAUAAUGUAGAAUAUUAUUAUCCGAGGAAUAUUAAUCAAGACCCAUUAGAAAAUUUUUUUGGCCGUAUAAGAGCUAUAAAUUAUAGAAAUGUUAACCCAGAUGCAAACACAUUUAUAUAUGCCUUUAAAUCUUUGAUGUUAUCUAACAUGCUUAGUCCACAUUCCAAAUUCUCUAACUGUGAAGAGGAUAAUGGAGAAACAUUAUUAAAUGUUAGUCUUCUUUUUAAAAACCUUCAUAAUAAUAAAGAAAAUGACUCGGAAAACACUGUCAGUAUUUCGCGAGAUCUCCCAUCUUCUUCACAAGCAAGUUCAAGAGAAAAGUUGCUGGUGAAUGAUGUAGUCAUGGAAAAAAUCAAAGUCCACUGCUCAGCUUACACUGCUGGAUACAUUUGUCGGAAAAUAACGAGAGCGAUUCGUUGUAAGGAUUGCAUCAAAACAUAUAUUAGCAGUACGGAGACAAACAUUCACUCUUACAUUAAAUUUAGAGAGUAUAAAUUGUUAAAAAAUAAUAAUUUGGCAUACCCUAACGAAAAAUUCCUUAUCUUGUACAGGGAUGGUACUCACUUUAUUCAUAACUAUUUGAAUUAUAGCUGUAUUGGAAGUAAUAUAAAAAGUAAUUUGAAAAGAAAAAUAUUGAGCACUUUGAGUUUUUCCUGCCUAGGGUGUGAUAAGCAUGCCUUAAUUGUAAAAAACUUUUUCACCAAUAUUUUAAUUAGAUUACAUGGACACAAUUGGUGCAACAUAAACAAUAAAAUAUUGAAAGGUGAUAUUGAUGAAAAAUAUGUAUCUAAAAUGGGUGAACCCCAAAAAUUGGCCUUAAAGAAGUAUAAAAGUCUUAGGUUAAGAAAAAAAUGUUUAAGUAAAUAAAAUGUUGGUGAAGUGACGACCUGGAUAUGCAGGUGGCUUAGGACCGUGCUUUGUGACAUUUCUUGGGGGAGGCCUACGUUUAGCAGUGGACUUGUGAAGCGCUGUAAUGAUGACGGUGGUUAAAUAGAAUGUUCGGAUUCCUGAAACGUAAACUCUGUUUCAGGUCCCCGCAAACCAAGUAUAUAACGAGGCGAUAUUGCGAAUAGCUAUGUUGUGUGUGCCGGACAGGUACGUGUGGUGCCGGAAGCGGCCUCCACCAUUCGAGACACCGCGCGCACGUACCUUCCAAACGAGGCCCACUGACCCGAGUGCUGCACACUAAAUAAAGUAGCUCAGGAUGUAGAUUUAUUCUGCUGUUCCUUGGGUGAAUUUACCUAAGUGACAUUAUAUUAUGUAUUAUGUUAUAAUAGUAGAUAAGUUGUGUUCUGUCCUUAUUAAAUUAGAUAGUUUUAUAUGCCUACACUGUCGUAUUAGGUACGCCUGUAAAGACAGAGGUAGAAAUAAAUAAAUAAAGUUACUCCCUAAAAAUCUCUGGUCUGUAGCAACCUAGAAUAUGCUUCUAUAGCGCGGAGUCGAUUUUAUGCUACAUUACGCUAUUAGCAUCUUGAGCAUACUUGUUAUUUUUAAUGUUGAUGUCGAUAUUUGUUUAUUUUUCAGAUGCUUAUCACGGAACAACCUCCAAGUGAAAGUACCAACACCAAGGAGAUAAAUGUUCUUUUUAAAAGUAAUUUAUGUUACCAUAUAACUUAGUUAUAUGAUAAUAUAGAUUACUUUUUAAUUACGAUUAUACUAAACUGUCGUUAACAGUAGCCAUACAGAGUUAAUACAUACAAUAUAGAUGUAUACAUUAUAUAUUUAUUCUUUAAUUUUGGGUUUAUGUAUAAGAGCAUAAAAUUCACAAAUAUUGUUUGUUUUCAGGAAUAGAAAUCUGAUGUGAAAAGCUGAUGUGGUGAGACAAAUGUUGCCAGAAGAUACAAAAUGUACACAUUGGCAAAAUGGUUACGUGGUGAAGAAAAUGAAAUAAAAGAAGAGAUGUUAAAAUUUAAAAAAAAGGUUGUAACUUGUGUGCAAAAAAAAGGGUGAACAAUCCUCACAAAGACUUGCUUAAUGUCCAAUCUAUUUUAAAACUGUAGAGAACUAUUUGAAAACCUUUAUUUUAUGUUAAACAAAUAACUUUCUUAUUAAUACAAUUAAAAUAAUUUUGUAAAAAAAAUGGCCAGGCCAAAAAAGUAACUUGAAAAGUAAAAUAUUAAGCACUUAAAUAUGAUUCAUGUGGUUUAAUUUGCUUUAUUUAAUGAACUAUAAAUAUUGCUCUGUUUCUCGUCAAAUUGUACUUAUUUAUGCACAAUGUUAUGUACGAUUUUCUAAUUUGUUUAUAUAACUUAAUGUGCCUUUAAUUUAAUCCUAAAAUUACGUAUGUAUAUGAUGUAGGUGUGCUUGAAUAAAAAAUAAAUGUUAAUGUAU
Parnassius mnemosyne (clouded apollo) is the source of this 5262-nucleotide messenger RNA. The record is from the annotation of a GenBank genome assembly. NCBI's taxonomy places the organism in Eukaryota, Metazoa, Arthropoda, Insecta, Lepidoptera, Papilionidae.